This is a messenger RNA of Motacilla alba alba, 10980 nucleotides long. It is a transcript of the gene DAPP1, whose product is annotated as dual adaptor of phosphotyrosine and 3-phosphoinositides 1. The record is from RefSeq and is a predicted model, not a curated record. The coding region runs from base 8532 to 9038 and encodes 168 amino acids. Lineage: Eukaryota; Metazoa; Chordata; Aves; Passeriformes; Motacillidae. The transcript is spliced from 9 exons.
CCCUGGGCGUGCCGGGACACCCGGCGGGCUGGCGGGGUGGGAGCUGCUGGGUCCGGCUCUUGGGUGCCGGUGGUGAAGUGAGGGAUGGAGGUGACGCCGGCUCUGUCUGAGCGAGGCCGCCGAAGCGCUCCGGUGCUGCGCGCCCUCGGAGAAGCCCAGCGCCUGGUUGCCCGUGCUGGGGGGGAGAGGCUGGCACAGGGGAGCGGCAGAAAUAAAGAAUAGUUAGACAACCGAGAGCGCGGGCACACGGUUCGAAUGUAGUGGGGGCUGGUGGCAGGGGUGCCCCUUCCCUCGGAGAACCUCUGUGGCCUUGAAGCCAUCGCCAUCGGAUAGAGCCCGGGGUGUGCCGUGCCGCUUCCCCGCGUUUCCAGGGAGCACCAAACCCACACCUGUCCUCAGAUCCCUGCCCUCCCCGUGCCAUCCCUUCAGCUGCCUCCUUGCAGCUUGGCCUGGGCUCUAGUCUGGAGAGCUGCUGUCCUUGCUGGGCCCCGGGAAGCAGCAGGAUUCCCAAAGGUGCCUGGAGCAUCAGGAGGGAGAGCAGCGGACAAUUCACAGCCGCUGCGAAGAAGACAUCAUCCUCACCGAAAAGCAAAAGCCCAGGAGCAAAAAGGAAGGCUGAAAAUUGCAACAGACCUUGUUCCCGGUCUUAUGUGACUCGCCCAUUUUUUCUGCCAGUUAGUUUUGGUUUUUACAGGAGGAAGGCGUGGGUCACUUUGUCACCGGCAGCAGUGCUGUGGGCAUGGAGAAACACGGGCAGGAGGAGCAGCACGGCUGGGCACAGGCAGGGUGGGAUCAGUGGCAGCAAUGCAAAGGGGAGGCAAAGCAGAAGAAAGGCCAGUGAUCAUUCUGACAAAGCAAAAAGGCUCGGGUGUCAGCUCUGCAUUCAAAAAAGAACUGAUGAAGAAAGUACAGGUGUUUUGCUUCCUGAGUGCUUGCGGAUUCAGGCCAAUUCAUUGCUUAUUUUUGCGAUUCAUUCACUUAGUGAACAAAUCAGAGUGCAACAAAGUAGCUUGGAAAUUUUAUCUCCACACUGGUGCUACUUUCCCAAAUUUAAAAGAACCUUUUAAUGCAAUGCCUGGUAACUGAAGCACCUAACAGGUACGAAAUUCAGUAAAGUCACUUUGCAGUGGUACCCAGAGUAGCCAUUUUAUACGCUUUUCUUUACAUCUGUAGAUUACACUCAUCCUAAAACAGAGUCUACAGGGAAGAAGGAAAGAAAAAUUAGUUUCAGCUGUUGUGGGAAGCAUGAUUCCCAAUUACCAGACUUUCACUGAUUUCCACAAUGUGGUCUGAGUUAAUACAUGCCAGAAACAUGUGCCUAUAAACAGCAAGGAGCUCAUCCUCAUACAUAGUCUUGUAGAAAUAGAGCUUGAUGUGGUACUUAAUGUGGACUUAAUGUACCAUAAGAAGGAAAGAGUACAAAUUAGAGGGCUACAAAUAUGCAUUUUUAAAGCUGUACCUUCUUUAUUUUACUUCCACUUCAAUGGAAAAUCUAAACUUUUCACCCUUCCACAGAAUACUCAGCAUCUCCUUCAGGGAAGUGUGUUAAAUCCAUUAAAGUUGAAUAAGCAAUGCCUAGUAAAGAAUCCCUUCAAAUUAUUAAACAAGGCCCUUUGUUUUCACCUAGUACUAAAGCCACUUUUAUUCUCUUCUUUUUUUUGCCUAAAGAUGCAAAAGAAGCCCCCAUGCAGCAUACAUUCUUGUAGCAUAAUCUGAAAGAUCUCUUAAUGUAAAUACUUUUUCAGCUGUGACAAGUAGGUGUAUCACUCUCCAGACCAUACAAUGAAAUUUUCAGUCAUCACAAGGGUUUUCCAUCCUAAACUUAGUCCCCUAUUCUCACAGAGUGCAGGGUUCCCCUGACAGCUGAUCAAGUAUCCAGCAGAGCUGAGACCCAGUUCUGGUGAGGAGUGUGUGUCCAUCAGAGACAAUGGUCAUUCAAAUGAGAAGCAGCUUCAAUAUUCACGUACCUUUCGGGGGAAAUUUGAAGCUGUUUAUUUUAAAGCUUCUGCUUUCUGGUACAAAAAUCAAAGAAGUUGGAUAAGGUUUAAAGAAGUGUGAAAUGGGAAGGACUUUACUCUUAAGAGAAAAGGCCGAGUACCAGGAUUUGCUCGUAGUUUACCAGGCUAGCUGCUCAACAGAAUGGAAACUUGUCAGCAGUGUAGGGAAAAUUCAGAUUACAGUCAGCUUUGUUGUAUUGAUGUGUACAUAGGUGUAUAAUGCUCAGUGAAAAGGAAGAUCAAAAGCAGAACACAUUAUUAAAAACUUGUUGUCUCACCCAUUAGCUUUGUCCCUAAAUCUACCAAAAUGUUUCAAAGGAAGCACUGAAGUUUGCCAAAUGAGACAUAAGCACCUUGGCUUAAAAGGAAAAGGAAACUGACAAUGAGAUUCUUCUCUGAAGGCCUCUUUGGUUAUUGCUGGAGUCAGUCCAUUCUCCAGUUGCCUUUGUUGCUGUUAGAGCUGAAGCACAGCCAGAAAAGCGCAGCGUGGAACUCCUGUGGCUGAGCACGUACUGCGAGGCCGGGGAAUCCCGCUGUGCAGUUAUUUGCGCAAGAGGGGAGAAUGUGGAGUAUCCCGUCAUCCCGGUAGCUACCGGCGGCUCUGGUAGCACAGUUUGCAUCCCAGUACAGCAUAGCCUGCGUGACACUUUGUUUAUCAAAAGUGAAAGGCACAGGGCAAGAGGAAACAAAUUUUUGUAGCCUUUUUUCCUUCUACAGUCCAAACUUUCUUUGUCACCCUUUGCAGCAGAGCUUUUAUGCCUUUUCAGGUCUGACAAUACCAUGACAGAUGAUGUCUGUAAGGCUGGACAGUACAUUUCAUACUUAGUUUUAGCAACAGAAGAGAAAUUAUGCCACAGGCUUAGAUCAGGUGAUAAUAACAUUGUGGAACGGAGGAACAUGUUAGACUGGAACAGGGUAAAUGGUCAUAAGAAUUUUUUCAUCUCUAUUUUCUAAUUUAAGGAAGAUAAAAAUUAAAGUGACUAGAAAGUGGGCCAAAUAAUGGGUGAAAAUCAGAAUGAAGGCAGUUGAAAGAAGGGGGAGAGAAAAUGGAAGUGAAAAGCAGAAGAUGAACUAGUGAAAGUCUACAGUUAGAAGACAAACCUUAAGACUGGAUACAAUGAUGUUAUUUCCUCUUAUUUCUAUUUUAAAAUUAUUUCCCCCCAUAUAAUGGCCUCCUUGUAUUCCAGCAAAGUAAAGUACUUUACACAGCUUAGUGAAUUCCAGUGUAACACAUUGAAAGGAUGUCUAAUAAACACCAAUUUGGUUGCCUGACCUCUGUAACUUCUGCCUUAGCAUUUCUGCCCUUUUGGAGAUUCUCUGGAGCUCUGCCAACUCGUGCACCAUUAAAAACAUGGCCAAAACUUCACUUUUAGUGAUGUGAGGUACAGAGAACUCUUCUGGAGUUUUCAGAUGAUGGGCAAUGCUUCUAGGGUGUGAUAUUAGGGAAAAAAAAAAAAAUCCCAAACUACUAAACUUGACAGAUAAAAGCUGGAAGUUGCUGAAAUGCAGAGUGCCAAAAAUAGAGAACUAGUGAGUCAGUUUUACAGUAAUUUCUGGAGCACAGGCGUGUGAAGGGCAUUGCAUCCAGCCAGAGGAGAUAAGUCAGUGCUUUCCCAUGCACUCCAUCGAGUAGUACUGGGGACUACUGCUUUAACCUAAGAGAGGGGAUACAUCUUUGAGGCUGGAAUAUAGUUUUAAAGUGUGAGCAAAUUCAACUCCUCGUGGUAGAAGAUAUAGUUAAUUAAAAAAAAAACAACAACAAAACACAAAACUUCCCAACAUCUACCACCACAAAAAAUCGCCCACAAACAAAUGACAAAAAAUCCAGUCAACCAACUGAAGGUAAAUAACUGCUGUGAGCACUAUGGGAGUGAAGUCCUACUGGGAGCACAUGUGGCUCAUCUUCCCAGUGCCCUGGGUCAUUGUUACCUUUCAGAGGUGGACGAGAGAUAAAUUAGACUUGCUGUGCUUCUGCUUGGCUCCUGCAGCUCAGAAAGCCAAAGUGCUUUCCACCCACCACGUGGCACCAGCACUAUUGCCCCUGCUGCAGCAGGGGAGGGAGCUUCUGGGAAGAGAGCACAGCUCACCCAGCUGAACACCAAGAAUCUCCUUCUUGCUUCACAGAAGGAACUUUGAAUUGCCUGACUUUUCCACAAAGGCAAGCCAAACACGCACACGGUUACUAAUUCUAUCCAGGCUACCCCCGUCUGAGAACAUCUGAAAAAGACACAAAAAACAGGUGUGACCUCUGCCUACUGCAUUUAUCUGGUAGCUGGGCAUACUGCAGAGUUAUCACUCCAGACACACCAAAUAGCAACCAGAACACCCAGCUGUGCUUUCUUCUGGUGCUACUAUCUUUCAUUUUUGUGAGGAAGAAAAGCAAGUGUUUCUACUGGAUGUUACACAGUUUGCACAAAAAAUGGCUCAGAAGAGAAUUAUGCAAGUCACUCCGCAUUCACCCUUUCAUGGAUGAGUGUUUGUGUUCCUUGUGUGUUCUGUUAUUGCUAAAAAGUUUAUCCGCCUGAUGCCAGCUACGAGUUUAUUCAGCAGCCCCUAUUAACACAGGCAGAAUUUUUUUGCAAAAUAUCCACGUGAUUUCUUUGAAAACAGUAUUAUCAGAAAUGACAGAUGCCAUACCUAAGGGCACCCGUCUGCAGGGCACACAGAAAUGAAGUUUCAUUAACAUUUUUCAUUAGAACAGCUUGGAUUGUUAAAAUGAAUGAACAUUCUGAGGCCUAUGUUCUAACCUGAGCGAGGAGUUUCCCACCCCAGACUGUGCUGUAACAUAUUCCUGAUCUUCACCAUGGUGUAGGUAGCUCUAGUUGCUGCAUUAACUACAGAGAGAUCUUCCUAAGAAGAGAUUUUAACGUGAGUGCAUCCUGUUCUGGAGUUGUGAUGAUCAGCACAGCUGCAGAGGCACACUCACGGCUUGUACUGCAGCAGCCACCAGCUUAUUCCAUGGGAAACCCCAUGGGUGGCUGGAGGGACAGAUCUUCAGGGCAAGGCUGUGUGCUCUGAUGAGUUUGGGCAUUCGGGGGCACUGGGUGUCUAAUUUCCUUCUCCUUCCUGUAAAAGCCAUCAGUGAAGUCCUUCCUCUAGGCCAUCACCAAUGCAGUGUGACAUAAACAAUAGGCUGAUGUCUGAAAAGGCUUUCUUUUUCAAAGAGUAGCAAAAGUGAUCUCACUGGCUGUGCUUGCCCAUCCUUGCCUACCCUUCACUGGCCAUUCCAAAGAGCAGGAAGGAUGGCAUGGUCAUUCAACCACACACAGUGACAACACAAGCAUGCUUACAUGGAUGGGAUAAAGAGAUUUAAUGUCAUUUAGGAUGAAGUUAAAGUAACAAGAAUGGAUAAAUGACAGCAGCUAUAAACUCUGAACCCGAGACUGCUAGUCAAAUUGUAGAAAGAGAACCCCAAAAUGUUGACCACAGUUUGUUGGUUUGGUUUUUUUUAUUGAAGAAAUUAAAUAAUUAGAAAAGAGAAACCUCCCAGAAGUAUGUAUACAUAUCAAGAGGGUGUACAAGGCCAAGGGCAGCCAGAAGAUGUGGGUUUGAAGCAAGGAAGGAAUUUCAUGUAUCUUUCUUCUUGGGUUUCUCAGAGAAAUCUCAAUCAAGAACCUCAGGCGAUUUUUACACUACUGAUGGUUGUCAGUCUGAAUGGUGUCAAAGAACAGAGCAGAUUUCUGGACUUGUUUUGUAGUGAAUACAAGACUCUAUAAAGAUGACUUUUGGAGGGACCUUCAGAAACAUCCUGAUUAUCCAGCAUGUUCAAAACCAAAGAUUAAAGACAAUUCAGCUUUAUGAAGGACUUUCUAGGAGCUUCAAUGAGAUGGGUGUUUCUAAAUUUUAAUUUCCUUAAUGUCUUAUUUUAAGACAGCGUGAAGGUAGAUACAGUAUUGUGUUUUGUAUCAACAGUUUCCUGCCCCAGGUGUAACUCAGAAGACAACCAAAACUUCAGCUGAAGGUGGACUGUCUUUUACAGUUUUGCCAAAUGAGCCAUAAAUCCCAUCUUGAUUUGCUUGCUAAUUUCAAAGAACUGCUUAGAAGUUUUUUUUCUGAGACAGGAAAAUAGAAGUAUUCUCCCAGUGAAAAAAACUUAAAUUUACCUGAAGUAUACCUAGUAGUGUCUAAUCACAGACUGUUUGGGUUUAUUUUUAGUCCUGGUGAUUUCUACUUGUACUGUCAGCUCAGGCUUGAUUGUGAGAGCAGGCUGCAUUUGUUUACCUUCCUGGUGGUCUGUGAUGCAAAUUCUAAAUUUUCUGCAGCAUUUUAAUAUUUUACCUGUGUUUAUGCAAUUGGAACAAAGUUUGUAUGACCAUUUUCACAGUGGAAUAUCAAAGUAACCUGACCAAACCAUCUGUCACAGUCAGGAAGAGAAAACCCCCAAAACUACGUGUAACAGUCCCUUUGACACCAAGAUCUGCAUUACUGUCUUCCAUCCACUUCUAUUUUUUGAGCUGAACAAGAGGAACAUAGUAACAUUUGAGGGAUUUUUGUCUGAGACAGCAUAUUUAGGCAAGAAACUGGUACAGCCUUGUCAGCAAAGUUUUAAAAGUGUGCUUUCAAACAACAUAAUUUUCCCAGUUAAGGGGUUUGUUUUUGGUUUCUGGUUGGUUUAUGGUUUUGUUUUGUUUGGUUUGUUUUUUUUUUUUGCAUAGUAGUAACAUUUCAUCAGUCACCGGUCUUUUAUGUGUAAAGAGAGUGUGGAUUUAAACACAACAUUUUCUAAACUUUAGUGACUUCUCUUUCAAAAGUUUAGUAAAAGAGGCUUUUUUGGAAACAAGGUAACAAUGCAGUUAUGAGCAACCUCAAACUAAAUCUGCCUCCUUCGUGACAAUGGCCACUCACAGAUUUUUUCAACAGCUGCUUCUUUUGCCCAGAAGUGAGCCAAAUAGCACUAUGAAAUCCCACCCAAAACACAGUGCUGCAUUCCCAGCUGCAGGUCUGGCCAUGCUGGUACCAUCCUCCCCACAUCAGGAAUGACCUGACCUUUGCCUGUUACUUACUUGGGCAGUUAAUCCCAAAGCAGAUUUUGGCUGACAGGUGUUCCAGAGGAUGACACUUUGACUCUUUAAAUAUUCAUUAUUUUAUUCUACUGUGUAGAUGGACCACAUUCUAGAGCCAAAACAGUAAUGCCCUGCCUGUAUUGAGUUUCACAUGGAUCUUCUCUUCCUCUGGGUUAACAGUCUCUCAUAAAGCAAUUCAUCAGCCAGCUGGCCUUUCAAAUAGGCAGCCGUCCAAAUUCAGAGUUAAAGCUUUGUGUGAGGUGCCAAGUUUGGUGGAAACUUGGGAGGAACAGCUAAGGAGAAAGAGGAUACAAUUACACCUGGUUUCAUUUCGAAGACUGCCACCAUACCAGUUGUGGAAAGUGCUGCCAUGGCACUUCUGCUUUCAGUGAAACUGUGUUUCUUUGGCUGAAGCAGUGACAGGCUUUGCUCCCGAUGCUACAGGCGUUUGAAAGGAAGGGAAAGGUGACCUGGCACCACUCCGCAUACAGACAAGGAAAGCUUGCUCCCAGCAGAGCCUUAGGUGCAGUAUCCUUCUGUCCUUCUGCUCCAGAGCCUCAUGUGUGUGUGUGCAUGACUAUGGUUAUUAUCACGUGCCUUGCAGGAUUUCAGCUCCAACCUUUUACAGCUCCAGCUUUUUGUGUUCAGUCUCAGGCUCGUUUCUAGUGAGAUCCUUGUCUCUUGUAAAAAACUGGGGGUUUUCAUUGUGGAACAUUCUGAAUGGAAACAAACCCAUACACUUCCUGGACUUGUUUGCAGGGUUUUUUCAUGUUAAGUCCUUACAAAACCUCUUCUAUAAAAAUGAAGUUCAUUUUCACUGAAGAUAGAUUGAAACAGUGUUUAGGUGUUUUCCUUUGUUGCUCAGAUCACAGGUGGCCAAGAGGCAACAAUGGCAAGAUCCCUUAAUUUUCACUGAAAUUUUGUUAGUUAAUUUUGUUCCCUUUAAUUCUAAGCUUAGGCAAGCACGUUUAAUUGCAGUUCUUGGCAGUGAAGACUCAUUGAGGGAAAUACAGAGUUUAUGAGGAGUUUAAGAGCUGCCUGUUUGCCCAGAAGAGGAUGUGACCCAAAGAACAUACAUAUGUCAGGAAGUACAGCUUCUGAAAAUAGACAGAGGAUUCUCUAUACCUCCCAAAACUGCUUUCACCUCAUCAGCACAGACCUGGGUAAUUUGUUGCUCAUGCAGGCAGAAUUUGCAGGGGUUUUAGAUCCAACAAAACAGUCAGCUGUUUGUAUACAACUUUGUGAUAAGGAAAAACAGGUUUUUUGACCGUGUCAAAAGGCAGCCACUGCAAGGGACACAGAUCUGUGGGAACUGUGGUACCAUGACAAUCUCACCCGACACGCAGCAGAAGCGCUGCUGCUCUCCAACGGGCAGGACGGGAGCUAUCUUUUGAGGAAGAGUAAUGAAAGGGAAGAUUUGUACUCCCUCUCUGUAAGGGGAAAAGAUUCUGUGAAACACUUCCAUGUUGAGCACACAGGAACUUCAUUCAAGUUUGGAUUUAAUGAAUUUUCUAGCUUGAAGGAACUGGUCAUGCAUUUUGCAAACCAGCCUUUAAUUGGAAGUGAAACAGGAACUUUAAUUGUAUUGAAGCAUCCCUACCCACGGCAAGUGGAGGAACCUUCCAUUUAUGAGUCAGUCCGAGUUCACACUGCAAUGCAGACAGGAAGGACAGAAAGUGACCUUGUCCCAAAUGCUCCCUCACUUGGUACCAAAGAAGGAUAUUUGAUAAAACAAGGCAAAAUAGUCAAGAACUGGAAAACAAGGUGGUUUACACUGCAUAGGAAUGAACUGAAGUACUUCAAAGACCAGACAGCUACGGAACCAAUUCGAGCACUUGACUUAACUGAAUGCUCAGCUGUGCAAUUUGACUAUUCCCAGGAAAGAGUCAAUUGUUUCUGUUUAGUGUUCCCACUAAGGACAUACUACCUGUGUGCAAAAACUGGGAUAGAAGCUGACGAGUGGAUUAAAAUCCUGCGGUGGAAACUGUCACAGAUACGGAAGCAGCUGGAGGAGCGCAACGCCGCCCUCAGUUCCUAGCGGAGCGCCAGCGCUCCCGCUCCGCUGGCAGGAAUUGCUUCUCUCCAGGGGGAAGGCAUUGCUUACCAGAGGCCAGCCUCAGGUCUCCAGCGCGGUCUGUGCCCCCACACAGAGGUCACCCAGCUCUGCACACACGGGAUCCUGCGGCUCUGGGCGCGCCGGGGCUGCCGAGUCACGCGUGGGGACGGCUGCAGAACCAGAGCGUGGGUUUGAUACGUGUGGUGUGUGCCUGUAAUGCACUUAAUUCAAACACCUGCCACCUAAGCACAGAAGUGGUCACUGUCCAAAACUUUUGGGGUUAUUCAGAGCACUCGUUAAUUUAUUACAAGCUGCAUCACAACUAAGCAUUGGUAUCAUAUUCUGUAAUCCUGAACCUUUUAUUUAAAACAGGUCCUUCCUGGAAACAUUAAAUAUCUUUUUAUUACCUGUUUAGGCUUUAGGCCAAAAGAAAAAUGACAGAAUUACAUUUUGUAAAUAGUAUCUAUACUGCAAUCCAGAAAGUAGUAUUUCAAGGCCCUUCAAGGCCAAAGUGACAGAUGUCAAACAAGUUUUUAUAUGGUUUAGCUUCAUACCACAGUGAUGGCUACAAGGGAAUGCUUGUUUCAAACAGCAUCUGUAGGUAACGGUGAGCAGCAUCAUGUAAGCACACUUGUGUACAAACCAGGGAUUUGAGAAACCAUAGGACACACAUUUAACAGCGUUGUGGCUCACUAGAGAGACAAGAAGUGGAAGCCUAUGAUGUUGGUGCUGUACUCUAAACAGAUGUUACAUUUUGGAAGCAAAGUUUGACACACUGGAGAGGCUCAAGACCAGACUGACCCAGCUGCAAGAUCCCCUGAGCAAUCCUGUGCCUCCUGAAGGGCUGGCAAAGAGGGGGGACCCUCUCUCCCUGCAUAACAAUCCAAUUUAUGCUGAAACAGCAUCUGCAAAGCUCUCCUGCUAUGCAACACUGCAGUCUGUGUUUGGUAUUGAUCGUGCAGAAGGUGUUUGAUAAUUGCCUUUGCUGGGAGAAGAGUGCAGAAGAGGAAGGCAAAAGCACAUUGGAAGAAGAAAGAAAAUCUAGAUUUGGACAUAUAAAUAGCAUUUUAUUUCAACUUAGAAAUUUAAAGUAUUGGUAAAUAUUUUUAUACAGGCUGUUUUCUGAAUAAAAUGUCAUUAUAAAACUACCACAGGUCUUUUAUAUUCCUGCAUGUAUUUCUAAGCUUUGUCCUCCUUUUUCCCUUAAUGAAGCUUUAACAAACUGGCAUCUCCCAUUUAGGUAAAAACCUUUGCUGAGUUUGUGUGAGAGAGAGGCAGCAUAAGGGGAAGAGAGAGAUGAUAUUCUCCAACAGCCUCACUGUCCUGUGAACAUGGCUUGGAAAUGGAGCUUGUAGGGAAACCACAAACAUAGCCUUCCCUUUUUCACAGCAACAGGCUGCUUCACAGAACACUGGACGCAAGUUCAGAACAUGGUGUCACAAACUGAAGCCAGUGAAAGAAAUGGCACUUGGGUGGCCUUGGAAGCCAUCAUAGAUGGAUGGGUUGAGCAGAAACAAACAGCAAGGGGAGGCCUUUGCUGGAACACAAACACGUUCUGCCAGAAAUACACACACCUUCCACCUGCUUCUGUAAUGACCAGCAACCAAAGUCCCAUUCCAGCUUAGUUUAAAUGGAAAAGGGUUGACUGACAAGCUGUUAUCUCUUUUUGAGCCAAGAACUCCCAGUUGUCAUUUCCAGCACCACUGUUUGCCCCCAUCCUGCCUGAUGCACCAGAGGUCGAUAAGGUGUGAACUCAGGGCCAUGGCAUCCCCCUUCCCAGCCCGGGGCACAGACCUGCCCAGAGCUGUCCCCCAGACCUGCAGUGCUUGGCAGGUGUCAUAAGGGGACGGGGGGGGAACAAGAGGUGGGGCUAAGAGCACAGGCUUGAUCCCUAGCAAUGGGAUCUCUGCACUGCCCUCGGACU